Molecule: messenger RNA, 2322 nt
Organism: Cucumis sativus (cucumber)
Lineage: Eukaryota; Viridiplantae; Streptophyta; Magnoliopsida; Cucurbitales; Cucurbitaceae
Exons: 4
Coding region: 118-2205 (695 amino acids)
Source: RefSeq, a predicted model, not a curated record
UGAAAUUUGAAUUUCAAAUUUGAAUCUCAUCAACUCGUAACGGCCAAAUUCCUCUCUUCCCUCAUUUCUAUACUUACCUUUCUACUUCACUCCUCUUCCUCAUUCUGCAUUUCCGCCAUGGCUUCUCUCACUCCCGGAAUCCUCUUGAAGCUCCUUCAGGCCAUGAAUUCCAAUACCAGAGUCACUGGUGACCACCGUUCAGCUCUUCUCCAAGUCAUAGGCAUCGUUCCAGCUCUCGCUGGUUCCGAACUAUGGCCCAAUCGUGGAUUCUACAUCCAGCUAUCUGAUUCCCUCAAUUCCACUUACGUCUCCCUCUCCGAACGCGAAACGGAUCUCAUCCUCUCGAAUCGAUUGCAUCUUGGCCAAUUCAUUUACGUUGACCGUUUUGAAUUCGACACACCCAUCCCUCGCGUUUGCGGUAUUCGUCCAAUUCCAGGGCGGCAAGCAUCUGUUGGAAGCCCUGAGCUUCUAAUUGCAAGGAUUUCGGCUUCUAAGCGGGAGUUUGUGAUUCAACCUGUGACGGAAUCGGAUCAAUCGGCUGACCCGAUUGCGGCAUUGUCCUCGAAUCAGAAAUUGGAGGAACCUCAAAUUAAGGAAUCGAAGAGUAAUUUGAAGACUGGAAGUGGUAGAGGACGGCAAGCCCUAGCUCCUCGAGAUAAUUUACAGAUUGAAAAUAAGGGAAGUACAGAUGAAACCAAAGUUCCCCAUAAGCCUCAGAGGUUUUCUUCUCCGGCAGGAGGUAAAAGAUCUAUGUCAGUUGGAAAGAAGAAUGUGCCUGUGGUUGAGCGAGAUCCUUCUCCGGCUGGAAAGGGGAAGAGGUCGGCUUCUCCAGUGCCAUCAAAAACUGUUGUUCCAAGUUUGGUAGCUGCUCGUGAAGAGAAUCGGGUGAGUUCGAAGGAGGCCGCCAUUAUCGUUCCUUCGAGGUAUCGACAGCCAUCCCCAAAUGGGAGGAGACAGGCUUCUCCUAGUGUACGAAGAGCUUCGCUUUCUCCAGCAAGAAGGCUAUCAGGGGGUUUGAAGGUCUCUCCUCUUUUGGCAGUUGCGGAUUCAGCAAGCAAGAAGAAGAUGAGUAACAUUGCUGCUGGAAUUUCUAAGGUUUCUGAGGCACUUGUUGGGUCUGCAAAAUCGAAUAGGAAGAGUUGGGAUGACCAAUCAACUGCCUCUUCUACCUCUGAGGAGCAGAGAGAUGGUGGGGUUUCAAAAAACAAGCCAGAUCUUCAAGCAAUUCUUCGCACACAGGCUGCCAUUUCAAGAAGAUUGAGCGAUGCAAAUGAUCAUAGACCCAAGAGUGAAGAGGCACAAAGAAGAGAAAAAAAGAAGUCAUUCAGUCCAUCUGAGUGCGAGGUUCCAGAUGAGAGAAAAUUUUCGGGUCUUGGUAUAACUGUUCAUGAUAAGAAAUGGACUGAUGGCAGUGUUCUAGUUGAUGCAGCUCCUCCAAAUCUUGUUAAACUAGCGAAGGAUGCUAUGCAAAGGAGAGAUAUUGCUUCUAUAGCUGCAGCUGAAGCAUUAGAAGAGGCAAUUUCUACUGAAUCGAUCAUAAGGAGCUUAAGCAAGUUUUCAGAACUUUCCUCUACACACAAGACCGGAGACCUUUUGCAUGUGGUGGAUCAGUUCUUCAUAAUCUAUAACGAUGUAGUCAAAUCGACUGAGAUUGCCGAAUCAGUUUUUGCCAGUCGGAAUGGCAACAAGAAGCCUGGUACAAUUAACUCGCAGGAGCGACUGAAACCUGCCUCUCUUUGGGUUGAUGCCGCCUUGGCCACUAACCUUGAGAUUGUCUCACUUCUCACCGGUCAAGACAAUAGCCCAGCAACUAUCUUGCACAAAAGCGUAUCGAAGAAACAAACCAUGGAGGGCUCUUCAUUUCCCAAUUCCAAUAUGGUUCAAUGGAGAAGAGGCCAUGAAAUGAAAGAGACAGUAGAGCUUGCUAUGGAGUUGCAGUCUGAGAUGAAGCUUUGGUUUCUCAAGUUUGUUGAGGAUUCCCUUGAUGCCGGUUCAAAGGUCUUUAUUGAAAGGUCUGUAGAUGCCGUUAAAACGUCGCCUCCAAUACCGAAUCGUGGCUCCAUGGCAUCAGUUUUAUCCCAGUUAAAGAGAGUGAAUGACUGGUUGGACCGUGUAGUUUCAAAACGAGAUGAUCCUUUGAAAGAAAAGGUGGAAAGGUUAAAACGAAAGAUCUAUGGUUUUGUCAUUCAGAAUGUUGAUUGUUGAGUCUUUUAACUUCGACAACAGUGAUCCCGUUGUUUUAUUUCUUUCAACUUUGUUGAUUCUUUGUCAAAAAAAAAUCAUGUUUAAGGAAAUGUCUUUCAUUUAUUCAUUUAAUUGCCA